AUGGAAGCCCCUGCGACAGAGAUUCCACCUCCACCUUCUGCUAGUGACAACGCCAUUCCACCUCCACCCUCUGCUAGUGACAACGCCAUCCUCUCUGUGACCUCUGCUCAUACCACCUAUAGGUGGUACAAGAUGGAGUCCAAGCAAGGCAAGAAGAACAAAGACAGAGGACAUCUGAAAGUCAACAUCCAGUUCAUGAGGAACAACAUGACGGCCAGUAUGUUCGACCUCUCCAUGAAGGACAAGACUCGCUCUCCCUUUGCUCGUCUCAAAGACAAGAUGAAGGGGAGGAAGCCGGACGGGUCGGACACUUCUUCCGCCAUCGUUCCCAGCACAAGCCAGCUCCAUGGUAACCGCUUCACCGAGGGCAAUGAAAUGCCGCCACACAAGGACAAACCCAAGAAGCCUUUCCUCCUAGGACCCCAGCGUCUGUCCUCUGCCCAUUCCAUGUCCGACUUAGUGGGUCCUCCGCCCUCCCGACUCGGCUCCGGGGGGCCGCCCGGUAAACAGCCGUUAGACUCCAUCAGCUCUGCAGAAGAAAGCGGAGGCCUCAAGUCACCUCACAGAAGAGCGAUGAGUGUAGACACAUCCAAAGAUGGGCAGCCAGAGACUAGCGAGCCCGGCGGCGACUGGACCAGCCACCCGGCCACCGAGCGAGUUCUCAGCAGCUCCAUUCCUCAGAAAUUUGCUACGCUCCCCAGGCAGUGGGCUCCCGGCGAUGAGCGUGCCGAGGUCUGGGACAGUUCCACCGCUACGGCGACUCACUCUAAAACAUCGGAGGGCAGGAGGGACGGGAAGAAGAAGGACAAAGUGAGCCUGUUCGAGAGAGUGACCGGGAAGAAAGAUGCCAAAAGGUCGGAACGGCACAACCAAGACCUCUCUGAUUGGGGUCUGGAGAACAGAGGCUCGGAGGUUGUCCCUCAAACACUGGCGCCCAACUACCAGUCCACCAACCCCUUCCGGGUGGGGAGUCAUCCUCCAGAGCCGCGCUCUUUCCCAAAACUCUCCACGUUUGAGGUCUCGGCUCUAGUAGGGAGUAGAGGAGGACUGGACGCGUACCGGCCCCUGCAAGGACCGCUGCACCUGACGCGUUCCGAGGUUGAACGGGAGCUGCUCAAGCACAAAGAACUCCUGAAGAAGAAGGACGGUCACAUUCGGGAGCUGGAGGACUACAUCGACAACUUGUUGGUGCGGGUGAUGGAAGAGACGCCCAGCAUUCUGCGGGUGCCCUACGUGCCUUCCAGGAAAGCCGGCAAAUUCAACCAGAGUUAGCCGGGCCACCGAUGUGACGGGUGAAUGUGGCUGCCGAGUCUUCCCCUACGACC
Molecule: messenger RNA, 1325 nt
Organism: Nanorana parkeri
Lineage: Eukaryota; Metazoa; Chordata; Amphibia; Anura; Dicroglossidae
Gene: RAB11FIP2
Product: RAB11 family interacting protein 2
Exons: 5
Coding region: 1-1272 (423 amino acids)
Biological process (GO): regulated exocytosis
Cellular component (GO): endosome; phagocytic cup
Molecular function (GO): small GTPase binding
Source: RefSeq, a predicted model, not a curated record